CCAUCCUGUGUCCAGCCUGUUAAACUACAUCAUUUCCGUGUUUACACUCAGGGUGGAGUUUACUUUCACUUUCGAUUCACUUGUGUCGACGCGGAUCGCUUCUUAAAGGCAGUAAAGGACGAAGACUUCAUGCUUUGCUGGCCGAGAUGAAUCAUAGUAUCGCAGACUUCACCUGGAAAUACUGAACCAUGUGUCAGUGUGCAGCAUCCACCACCACUUGAUGUGUCACCAGAAUGGGAAAAGUCCAAACAAUUAACCAGAAGAUAACUGAAGGCAGUGAAAAGAAGAAGUGGCAGUUGAAGCAUUUGUCCUGCGAACACAGCAUGUUUGGUGUGUUUGUGUGAAGGUUUACAAUCUACCAUGAGGAAGGCUGAGGAGGAAGAUGAGGGAGUCCCUCCCUCCAGCACCUCCCUGUCUGAGGAACAUGAGACCGAACCUGACAGGACCGAGCAGCAAAGAGCAGAAUCUCCUGAACCAAGCUGUGUGUCCAUGAAGAGCGACACGUCCAUUGGUGCCCUUACUGAUUUUAAAGGGACUGAGCAGCAAAGAGCAGAUUUUUCUGAACCAAGCUGUGUGUCCAUGAAGAGUGACGCGUCCAUUGGUGCCCUUAUUGAUUUUAAAGGAACCGAGCAGAACAGAGCAGAACAUCCGGCACCAAGUCGCACCUCCUUGAAGAGUGGCAGGUCCAUGGACUAUCCUGUUGAUUUCCAAAGACAAAAUUCAAAUUCAAAAAUUCACCAGGAGACGUCAGAGGUUUCCACUGGUCGUCAAACAGAACUGGACUCCAUAUUUAUGUGUCUUGAGGAGAACAUUGUUACUUUUGUGAAGAAAGAAUUGAAGAAGUUCCGGAAGUUUCUGAGUCUAGAUCAUCCACAAUGUUUAGAGGACCAGCGUGAGGAUGAGGAGGCCAUAGAUGAUGAAGAAGACGAACAGAGGAGGAGCAGCAAGGAGGCAUUUCUGAAGAUCACCGUGCAGUUCAUGAGAGAAAUGAAGCUGGGAGAGCUGGCUGACUCUCUACAGAACAGAACAAUUGCUGCAGUGAGCCGCAGAAAACUCAAAUCUAACCUUCAGAAGAAGUUCCAGUGUGUGUUUGAGGGAGUUGCUAAAGCAGGAAACCCAACCCUUCUGAAUCAGAUCUACACAGAGCUCUACAUCACAGAGGGAGGGACUGCAGAGGUCAAUGAUGAACAUGAGGUCAGACAGAUUGAAACAGCAUCCAGGAAACAACACAGACCAGAAACAACAGUCAGACAAGAAGACAUGUUUAAAGCCUCACCUGGAAGAGACGAACCAAUCAGAACAGUGAUGACAAAGGGAGUGGCUGGCAUCGGGAAAACAGUCUUAACACAGAAGUUCUCUCUGGACUGGGCUGAAGACAAAGACAACCAGGACAUACAGUUCAUAUUUCCAUUCACUUUCAGAGAGCUGAAUGUGCUGAAAGAGAAAAAGUUCAGCUUGGUGGAACUUGUUCAUCACUUCUUCACUGAAACCAAAGAAAUCUGCAGCUUUGAAGAGUUCCAGGUUGUUUUCAUCUUUGACAGUCUGGAUGAGUGUCGACUUCCUCUGGACUUCCACAACACUGAGAUCCUGACUGAUGUUACAGAGUCCACCUCAGUGGAUGUGCUGCUGACAAACCUCAUCAGGGGGAAACUGCUUCCCUCUGCUCGCCUCUGGAUAACCACACGACCUGCAGCAGCCAAUCAGAUCCCUCCUGGGUGUGUUGACAUGGUGACAGAGAUCAGAGGGUUCACUGACCCACAGAAGGAGGAGUACUUCAGGAAGAGAUACAGAGAUGAGGAGCAGGCCAGCAGAAUCAUCUCCCACAUCAAGACAUCACGAAGCCUCCACAUCAUGUGCCACAUCCCAGUCUUCUGCUGGAUCACUGCUACAGUUCUGGAGGAUGUGUUGAAGACCAGAGAGGGAGGAGAGCUGCCCAAGACCCUGACUCAGAUGUACAUCCACUUCCUGGUGGUUCAGUCCAAAGUGAAGAACAUCAAGUAUGAUGGAGGAGCUGAGACAGAUCCACACUGGACUCCAGAGAGCAGGAAGAUGAUCGAGUAUCUGGGAAAACUGGCUUUUGAUCAGCUACAGAAAGGAAACCUGAUCUUCUAUGAAUCAGACCUGACAGAGUGUGGCAUCGAUAUCAGAGCAGCCUCAGUGUACUCAGGAGUGUUCACACAGAUCUUUAAAGAGGAGAGAGGACUGUACCAGGACAAGGUGUUCUGCUUCGUCCAUCUGAGUGUUCAGGAGUUUCUGGCUGCUCUUCAUGUCCAUCUGACUUUCAUCAACUCUGGAGUCAAUCUGCUGUCAGAAGAACCAUCAACCCAGUGGUCUAAACUAUUCAAAAACACCACUGACCUCUUCUACCAGAGUGCUGUGGACCAGGCCUUACAGAGUCCAAAUGGACACCUGGAUUUGUUCCUGCGCUUCCUCCUGGGUCUUUCACUGCAGACCAAUCAGACGAUCUUACGAGGCCUGAUGACACAAACAGGAAGUAGCUCACAAGGAAUAGUUCAGUAUGUCAGGAACAAGAUUGAUGAGAAUCUGUCUCCACAGAGAAGCAUCAAUCUGUUCCACUGUCUGAAUGAACUGAAUGAUCGUUUUCUAGUGGAGGAGAUCCAACAGAAACUGUGUUCAGGACGUCUGUGUACAGAUAAACUGUCUCCUGCUCAGUGGUCCGCUGUGGUCUUCAUCUUACUGACAUCUGGAGGAGAUCUGGACGUGUUUGACCUGAAGAAAUACUGCAAAAAUAAUGCGUCAGAUGAGGCUCUUCUGAGGCUGCUGCCAGUUGUCAAAGCCUCCACUAAAGCUCAGCUGAGCGGUUGUAAUCUGUCAGAGAGAAGCUGUGAAGCUCUGUCAUCAGUUCUUAGCUCACCGUCCUCCAGUCUGAGGGAGCUGGACCUGAGUAACAACAACCUGCAGGAUUCAGGAGUGAAGCAGCUGUGUGCUGGACUGGAGAGUCCAAACUGUAGACUGGAGGUUCUCAGGCUGUCAGGCUGUCUGAUAACUAAGAAAGGCUGUGGUUUACUGGCUUCUGCUCUGAGAUCCAACCCCUCCCAUCUGAGAGAGCUGGACCUGACCAACAAUCAUUAUCAUCCAACAGACUCAGAAGUUAAGAUGCUUUGUGAUGGACUCAGACUGGACACCCUCAGGAUGGACAGUUUUGCAUCACAUUUAAAGAAACCUGGUCUAAGGAAUUAUGCCUGUGAACUCACGCUGAACCCGAACACAGCAAACAAGAAUCUCAUACUGUCAGACAACAACAGGAAGGUGACAGUGGGGAAAGAGAAGCAGCCAUAUCCUGAUGAUCCAGAGAGAUUUGACUACUGGAAACAGCUGCUGUGUAAGGAUGGUUUAACUGGUCGCUGUUACUGGGAGGUUGAGUGGAAAGGACAUGUUUAUAUAGCAGUGACAUACAGAGGGAUCAAAAGGAGAGGGCAAGGGGGCAACUGCUGUCUUGGAAGGAAUGAUCAGUCCUGGACUCUGAGCUGCUCUGAUAAUGAAGGUUACUCUGUCCUGCAUCGUAACAGAAGAGUGUCCAUCCGUCACCAAACCUUAAACAGAGUAGGAGUUUACCUGGACUGGGCCGCUGGCACUCUGUCCUUCUACAGAGUGUCUUCUGACCAGGCGACCCUCCUCUACACCUUCCAAACCACAUUCACUGAGCCGGUCUAUCCUGCAUUCAGGAUAAGGAUGGACCCAUCAAACUCCUCAGUGUCUUUGUGUUCGAUAUAAUAAAGAGGGUAGGGAAGUAUUCUAAGUUAACUACUGCAGGUUCAGGCCAAGGGCCACUUUAAUGCUGAAAGAGAUUUAGCAUUAUUCCCUGAGAUAAAUGAAAAUGUCGACCUAUCUCACAGCGUUAAACAAAGUGAGAAAAGCUUCCUGGAUCUGCACCAAAUUCCAUCCUCUAUCCAUUUUUCAUGGAAAUCCCUUCAGUAGUUUUUGUGUCAUCCUGCUGACAAACCAACCAACAAACAACCAGACACGUGAAAACACAACCUCCAUGGUGGAGGUAAUAAAAAGAUAUUUUGUCAUAUUAAGAAAAGACCAAUUACAUCUCUCAGUCUGUGAGUCCGUGGAGGUUUCAAUCCGUGAAGGUUUAAGUCUGUGAGUCCGUGGAGGGCGAGACAAAGUAAAUAUGGUCAUACUGGCUUAGUUUCAUUCACUUUGAAGUCAAAAGUUUUUAAGCCAAAGGUCCUGAUGAGACUUAAUAAUCAUGUGUCUUACAAAUCAGACCUUUGGGUUAAAGUUGUAGUUAUCUUUAGCUCGAGCAACCAGCUGCACUUAGUUAUAGUAAAUUAGCUCAGUUAGGCGUGGAGCCUAACCAGCUGACUGCAGUUUAACUAGAUUACAACCUCGGAUCACAGGGGGGAGUCACGGUAGGCGAUAGGGCUCAGCUGGACACUGGGCUGGGACUGGACACAGGCCAGUUUGAUGACAAGCACUGGAUCCACUAAACCCUCAAACUGAAAACAACAGAACUGUCUCCAAAAACUCAUCCAAGACAAACGCAGCCUUUUGUCCCAGUUUGAAGCUGAACUCCUGCGUCUGCUCUUUGUAAGGAUGUGCGACUAGCUGGACAUUAAUGCUAUUAAACUGACUGAUGUAUAACGAGGUAAUACAUUUUGUUCACAAAUCUGUUCUAACACUAACACUCCAUCUUCCAUAAUCCACCAGCCACCUGUCAGAGCAUACAGUUAAGUCAAUAAAAUAUCACACGACCAAAUAAUACAUCAUUUACUGCAUGUUCAGGUAGUUAUUCAUCACAGAAUGAUGUAUUUUAUUAAGUAGAUAAUUGUCAGAUGUGAAUCAUGUAAACCAGGAUUUAGAUUUGUUGUUUGUUAAAGGUGUCACUGUUAAUUAGGGUGUACUAAAUACUAUGUACACAUGUGUGAUUAUUCAUGAAAAUAAUAAAUAAAGUAUUGAACACAGCAGAU
Acanthopagrus latus (yellowfin seabream) is the source of this 4937-nucleotide messenger RNA. RefSeq names its product NLR family CARD domain-containing protein 3-like. The record is from RefSeq and is a predicted model, not a curated record. Bases 361 to 3735 code for a protein of 1124 amino acids. The transcript is spliced from 14 exons. NCBI's taxonomy places the organism in Eukaryota, Metazoa, Chordata, Actinopteri, Spariformes, Sparidae. Gene Ontology annotation, molecular function: protein binding.